CGGGUCCUUAACCGUUGGACCCCGGCGCUGUAAACAAGCAGUCAGUUCGUUACUUAAAAUAAGUCUAUUUAAAGGAGUGUUUUAUCACCUUACUUGCAGUGGACUUGUAGUUAUGACAGAUGAGGAGAGCGAGUUGGAAAAGUACGUACAUGUUGCUACUGUAGUAUUUAAUAUUCACGUAGUAAUUAACUGUCAGGCGAUACAAACACCCUUUCCUCAGUUGGGUUAUAUCGGGAUGCUGCCUGUCUGUCUGCUUACUCGACGUGCUGUGGAGGAGCUCCUGAGGGAGACUGACAGGGCUCGGGUGAGAGCCGAGACGAUGGGCCCUGCGGGAUGGUUGAAAUGUCCAUUGCGGGGCACCAACAAGCGGUUCCUCCUCAACACCCUGCGCUCCACCGGCCUGCAGCGGGAGCCCGGGGAGUCCAAAGAGGGACACUCAUCGCAUGCCACGACUUGGGAGUCCUCCUGUAGGAGGAGCCGCAGCCGGUCGCCCCACGCCGGACGAGACAGUGGACACUCGCGCAAGCGUCAUCGCGGGUACAUCUCCAGCGGUGACCCCAAGAGGAUGGACAGGGACAGGGAGCGGGAGAUGAGUCAUGGACGCAAAGGCGAGAGGGACAAGACGGCAGACAGACGGACGGCGGAAAAAGAUAGACGAACAACAAAGACGAGGACGGGGUCAGGAAAUUGAUGGACCUAGUUUUUUCAUUCAUCCAUCCAUUUUGUAUGUUCUCAUCUGGCUAACUGAGCUGGAGCCUAUCACCACUGACGUUGGUGAAUAUGGAGGGGGUGGAGAAAGAGGAAAAGUGGCAGUAAAAGAGGCCAAAAUCUAGAAUGUCAGGCGGUGAGGGAGUGUAAGAGUCUAGUUGCAUCAUAGGCGUGGUAAUGAAAUGCUAGUCUAGAAAUAUGUUUUAAAUUGAGAUUUUUACGUUUCUACAGAAGUAGGCGCUGAAAUUUCUUUCUGAUAGUGCUUGUCCUCAUUGGGAUAAGCUGGGGUCUGUCACAGCUGACUUGGGUCGAGAGGCGGGGUACACCCUGGACUGACUAUUAGUCAGUGGGAACAAUUAUGCAUUUUCUACAGUGCUUGUAUUUUUUAGGUUCUUGCCUCAUUUAAAUGAGAAACUACCCAUGAAGUAGCUUUGAUGUGAAACAACAGUGGAGCCAUCUUGUAUUGAGGACAUUGACACCGGCUGCAAUUUUGUGUUUAUUUUGGUUUAAUUAUUUUUAUGUAUUUAUUUUCCAAAAAUGCAGUGUUUUGUGUCCCAUUUAAAUCAAGACAGAUGGUUAAAAAAUAUUACCCCCCUCCCCCAUCGGACUUGCUUACACUUUUUAUUGUUUAACGUCGUAACAAAAAUGUGACUAUUUCACACAGUUUUUACCCAUAAUGUCAAUCGGCAAGGCAUCGCUUAAGCCAUCCGCUUCGUAAAUCACGUUAUCCACGCGGAAGAUAUCAUCCCUUUGAACGGUUUCCUUCCUCUUCAAAAGGAUGUUCAAAUAUAAACACCAUUGAGCGCGUCGCUGAUCGGCAACCACUCGCGUCACUUGCCCUUUUAUUGCGUGUGUGAGAGCCCCCAUUAAGAUACUGAGCACUUUAUUGCCGAUGUUAAACUCCUCUGUGCAGUCGGUAUGGAGAGGGUACAAAAAUACGAGCUGAUUUUUGGCACCCUCCUCGCAGUUGAACGCAUCGGUGAUACCUCUCAUGCAGAUCAGUGACAUUGGAAGAAGAGCUCUUUGGUAGGCAGUGUGAAUUGUCUUCAACUCUACAACUAGACUUAAACUUUACACACUGGUCCCAGUUUGACAUUGUUUUUCACAUGGAACAGUGAGUCUUGAUUAUGAUGAGAAGCGGCAGUAAAACAGGCCAAACUUGAGGCACUACAAGAGACGAGUGAUGGUAACCAAAUGAUAUGGUGUAGAAGUAAAUUGUGAUUUCAACAUUUCUAAAGGUGGUAGCCACUCUAAUUUAGGGAUGAGAAUGCUCUAGGACCUGACGUUUUCCCAAGCGUGAAAAUGCUUAGAGUUGACAUACGCACAGUCGGUAAUUGAGUUCUAGCUUAAUCGACUAACCAGGAGAGGCCUUGCUUAAUGGGGCCUAACACGUAGUGUACAGAAAGCAAGACUAAUGGCCAGUAAACACGGCACAAGCGCGCCGCCGCCUCGGAACUGCUAAGUGCUGUUAAAUGAGCCGUUCACAUCGGUGUCACGGCUACACCACGUAAGUCUGAUGCGCCACUGUGUCCUAAUGUUGGCAAAUUGACCAAAAUGUCUUGGAAAAAUGGCUCUGUUUCGACUUUUUGGAGGAACAAAGGACUGUGAUUUUAACUGUCUGGCUUUGUUGCUGAUUUGAUGUUGCAACUUGCUGUCCUUUGUUCCCAGUACGGUUGGUUUGAUUUCUUAGCCAGAAUUGACCAUCGACAAAUGUGAGAUUUGGAUGGUUCCGCACUGUUGCCGUUUUAUUUUAUAAGGAGUCACCAUCUUGUGUUUUGUUCCUAUUCCCGUAAUUUUGAUCUCCCAACCACAAGUUUUAUCUUUCCUGUUGUUGUUGUUGUUGUUUUUUUGCUUUCAUUCACUUUGGUUAGAUUUCUUGACUUCUACUUUUUGUCAACAAAGAUUUAGCAUUUGGAUUGUUUUGAAUUGUUACCUUUAUUACCAUCAUCGUUGUCAUCAUCAUUAUUAUUAUAAGUGUGCAACUGCCUCGAAUACGUUUGCAUCCCAACCAGAACUGUAAGCGACCAACUUUUUGUGAUCGAAGAACUUUGAUUUGUAUCAUCUGAGACAGUCAAUUAUUCACAUUGGACUGGCCGCCCGUAAAUAACAAAAAUCUGUGUACAAUUGACACCCAUUGAAAUGCAUUUGGGGAGAAAAAGUCCCCCUGCCCCCCAAGUUAUGCAAUAAAAAGAUACAAAUUAA
Molecule: messenger RNA, 2910 nt
Organism: Hippocampus zosterae (dwarf seahorse)
Lineage: Eukaryota; Metazoa; Chordata; Actinopteri; Syngnathiformes; Syngnathidae
Product: protein POLR1D-like
Exons: 3
Coding region: 113-691 (192 amino acids)
Source: RefSeq, a predicted model, not a curated record